Molecule: messenger RNA, 3551 nt
Organism: Amblyraja radiata (thorny skate)
Lineage: Eukaryota; Metazoa; Chordata; Chondrichthyes; Rajiformes; Rajidae
Product: cingulin-like
Exons: 16
Coding region: 181-3486 (1101 amino acids)
Biological process (GO): microtubule cytoskeleton organization
Cellular component (GO): bicellular tight junction
Molecular function (GO): microtubule binding
Source: RefSeq, a predicted model, not a curated record
AUGGGGAGCAGGGUUUGGUUGAGAGGGCGCAGCAAAGGUAAAGAUAAAACCGAUGGUGAGAGGAGAGUGAAACAAAAAAUCUGCGAUUUAACAAUUUAUUCUUUCGCAAACGGGUUUCUUUCGACGAGAUAUUCCAUUUCCUGAGAAGGAUCUGAGAGAGCCUGACCUCAAAAACACAGAAUGGACGGUGGCCACGUCGAUCAAAAUGCGGCAGACAAACAGGCACCUGUGGACUACGGGGUCCAAAUACGUUUCAUCGACAACCUCCAGGGCACCCACAAAGUCAAGAAACCCAAGAAGAAUUCGGCCAAGUCGGGAACCUACGGCGUGGUGGUGAGAGUCCAAGGGAUUUCGGGCCAGCCGUUUGUGGUGUUGAAUAAUAGCGACGGAGCCCCGACAGCGCCUGGAGCCUCUGGCAGAGCGGAUGGGAGCAUUAAGGACACUGUCCGCGAAGGGAACGGCGACAUUGUAGCCGGCGCGCAGACACGGAGAGCGGGCGCCAGAGCAACUGAGUUUGAAAUGCCGGAAAACCCUUACGGAGAACCCCCCGCGAUCCCGCCACGGCCCCACGCUGAUUCCCAGUUCACCAGCUCUGACGAGGAGACUGGCUCCAAACGUUACACGAAGCUCUACGACUCGAACGUGUACGCGCCGAAUAACAAAAGCCUCCUCCCGUACGCAAGCGACGACGACCGCUCGUCCUUGCCUCGCCGGAAGCCCGGGCACCAGGAGGACCAGUUGAGGAAGUUUAAUUCUUAUGGAUCGUUGCUCAUUUCCGAUGACGUGGAGUUCUCCAGAGAAGCCGGGCCGAGCUACCAGUAUUUGCCCGGAGAAAGGCCGGGCUUCAGGGCCCCAAGUCCUGCUGUUUCAGCCAACGGUGAGAGAUUGGUGAACAAUCUGAAUGAAAGAAGUCGGGGGAGCUUGGAUCACAAGCACCCGGAAAAGCCGUGGCCUAAUGCCGGAUAUAAUUCCACAAAUUUGCUGCAGCCGGCGGCCAGAGCUUCCUCUGUCACUGAUAUAUCAUUGAAGCCGGGCGAAGCCAGUGAGAUAGACACCAAGCCUCUUUCAUCCGUGGAUUCCCUGAUUAGUAAAUUCGAUGGCAGUGGCGGGCAGCAGAGGGGAAGAACGGCGAGGCAUAAUCGGAUCUCGCCCGAAGAACGCCGGCGUUCGCGGAGCCUCGAUAACCGAAAACCGCAGCUGGACGCGAGGAGAGAAGUUGAGGCUAACCAUGGGUAUGAGACCAGUGAUAGCCAAAAGCCUUACCGCUCCAGUGACAUAAUGGAUGUCGGCAGAGACUUCCAAUCUGCCAGGAUCUUGGAGACCAAGCCUGUCGUGGCCACGAAGGAGUCUCUCUCCCCGAUCCAGUUCACGUCUCAGUCUUACGGUUCAGAUAAAGGUUACACCACUGGAUUUCGGAACAAAGACCAAGGGCUCCUUCCGGCCUUCAAUGCAUCCAGCCUCCCAAGGAAAUGGAACCAGAACCAAAUGGAAAUUGAACCCAUCGUGGAGAAGGAUCAUAAAGCUGUCGUCUUUGCUGAACAGAAUAUAGAGUUAAAAUGCACCCCUGACCUUUUGAGGGACCAGAAAGCGCACUCUCCUGCCAGCGAGGAUCUUACAAAGCAAUUAAUUUUCGGCCUACUAAAGGAAGGGAGUGUUGAAAGUGAUAAUUUCUUGAAGAAGAAAGCGAACCUUGUCUUUGACAAACUGCAAGAUACCAAAUAUACAGAGUUAUCGCCUGAUAUUGGGAGGCUUGCUGCUCAGAAGAAUGAUUUGGAGAAGAAGGUCACUGGAUUGCAGCAAAAACUGGAAGAACAAUUAACAAAUCGUCAGCGGGUGGGCUCUGCGGCGGAGGAUGCGAACACGAUGGUACUGCAGGACAUGCGUCUGCAGCUGGAGGAGAGCGUUGAGGAGCGGACGCAGUUGCACUCGCUGUACCAGAAGAAUAGGAAGGAACUCCAGCACCAUAUUGAAGAUUCGAUGUCGUUGAAGAUGGAGAAGGAUACGUUGGAAGCGGAGAUGAGAGAUUUACAGGAAGAAAUGUUGAUAUUGCAGAAGGAGCUGAGGAGUGUCCGAAAUUCUGCAGAAGAUGAUGAAGACCAAGAAGUCUUACAAGAGUUGACAAGGACCAAAGAGGAGCUGGAUAUGGUAGCCACUGCGAAAAAGACCACGGAAGACAUCCUGAGGCAGAGGGAACGGGAGCUGACAGCGCUGAAGGGGGUUCUGAAGGAAGAAGUCAGCAGCCAUGAUAAAGCGAUGGAAGAUCUUACAGCCCAGUAUCAGAAGGAUAUGGAGCAGCUGAGGAAAAAUAUUGAUGAGGUAUCUCGGAAUCAGCAGAAUAUCGAAUCGGAGAAGCAGAAGGUGAACUCGACCGUGCGGAACCUGCAACGUCAGCUGCAGGAGAGCACAGAGGAGAGCGGCCACUGGAAGGAGAUGUUUCAGAAAAACCGCGAGGAGUUGCGCAAUAGCAAGCAAGAGCUGCUGCAGAUAAAGAUGGAGAAGGAGGAAUAUGAUGAAGAACUGCGGGAUAUGCGCGAUCGUUACUCCGCGCUGCAGGGCGAGGUGGACCACGUGAAGCAGACCUCGGCCGAUAUGGCUGGCAUGGAAGCGCUCAAAAAAGACCUGGCCAAAACCAAGAAGGAUCUGCAGGACUUGACGGCUGUUCAUGAACUCCAAAAGGCACUAAUGCAACGAAAAGAGAAGGAAUGGUCUUCACAGAAGGAGACGUUAACUGAAAAGACUGCAGACCAUGGCAAAGUGCUGGAGGAAUUGAAGAAAAGCCAUCACAAAGAGAUGGAGACACUUCGGAAGAGCUGUGACCUCAUAGCGGUGGAGAAACAAAGCCUAGAAACUGCAAAGGGGGCUACGGAACAGGCAAGGAAAGCAGCGGAUUCUACCCUGAAACAACUGAGGCUGGACAAUGAGGACCUGAAGAGGAAGGUUUCGCAGAUGGACUUCCAACUGGGAGAAUGCCGGGAUAUGCUGGAGGAAUUUCAGGGCACCGAGUCAAGGCUGAAAGACAAAAUAGCCAGACUUGAGAUGGAGCGAAAACAGAUGGAAGAAUCUCUGGGAGAAGCCACUGACCAAGAGCAGGAAGUUGCCGUGGCAAAGAGAGUGCUGGAAAACCGUCUGGAAGAAACUCAGCGGAACCUGAACAGGGUUACACAAGACCACCAAGAGUUGAACGUGCGUUUGCAGGAUGAGAUGAGGCAGAAAGACCAACUGAAGAAGGCCAAGACUGAACUGGAAGAACAAAAGAGAGUUCUGGAUAAAACGGCCGAAAAGCUCCAGAAAGAGGUGGAGACCAUCGCCGAGCAGUCGGGAAGCUCGGUGGUUUCUCUGCAAUCCCAGCUGGAGGAUCACCGGGAUAAGUCGCGUCGCGAGUUGCUGGAACACCAGCGACAAGGAAAGGAGAAGACCCUGGAGCUGGAAAAGGCAAACAUGACCGUCAAGAGACUACAAGAAGAGGUGCAAGCCACAAGUUCAUAGGAGCGGAAUUAGGCCAUUUGGCCCAUCAAGUCUACCCUGCCAUUCAAUCUAUCUUUCCCUCUCAA